UUUAAACUGCUCAAAAUCUGACCGACUUUCAAGCCUGAUUAAACCUCUAACAAACAGCGGGUAUGGCGGCUGCCGUGUCUCUCAGCACCACCUCUGGUACCGAUGAAGGCUCAGACAGCGGGCCCACUCUUACUUCUCGACCAGUUAGUGCAAACCAAGACCUCGCUACCGAUAAAGGAAACUUCAUGGCCCGUGAUACCAACUUCUACCCCGAAUUCGAAACUGGGGAAGGAGACGCCACAUCGGGCCGUGAAUGUCAGCGAAGAGUGGAGGAGGAUUUGACACCACUGAGCCUAGGGGACAUUGAAAGCCGCCUGGAGAGGACCCGCCGGGAGUUUUACAACCGUAGAAAAAUAAUAAUAAAAAAUUUACCCCCAGAUGUUACAAAUCAGGAGGUCCAUGAGCUGUUGGGAAGCUAUGAUCUGAAGUAUUGCUUUGUUGACAAAUACAAGGGCACAGCAUUUGUGACGCUCCUCAAUGGUGAUCAGGCCCAGUGCGCCAUUAAAGAGUUCCACCAGAUCAUGCUACGGGACCGGGAGAUCUCUGUGCAGCUGCAGCCGACAGACGCCCUGCUGUGCAUCGCCAACCUGCCCCGGGCCUUCUCUCAGCAGCAGUUUGAAGAGCUGGUGCGCCCUUUUGGCAACCUUGAGCGCUGCUUCCUGGUUUACAGUGCCUCAACGGGCCAUUCCAAAGGCUAUGGCUUCGUGGAGUACAUGAAAAAGGACUCGGCGGCCCGAGCUAAAUCCGAGCUGUUGGGGAAGCAGCUGGGCUCCCGCAUGCUCUACGUCCACUGGACUGAAGUGGGCUCGCUGACGUACCCGCAGCUGCACUCCAAAUGCCUGUGUGUUGACCGGUUGCCCCCCAGCCUCCUGACCGCCCAGGAUCUCCGGAACGCUCUGGCUGACACCCAUGCACCGGUUUUCUGUCAGUUGGCUCAGGGACAAGAUGGAAGUUUCAGACGUUUUGCCGUUCUAGAGUUUGCCACUGCGGAGAUGGCUGAGGAUGCCCAGCGAGUCGGAGAUGGCAGGCUGAUCGGUGGGACGCACAUCAGGGUGUCCUUCUGUGCCCCCGGCCCUCCUGGAAGAAGCAUGCUGGCUGCACUUAUUGCUGCCCAAACCAUGGCUGUGAACAGAGGUAAAGGCCUCCUUCCUGAUCCCACAGUCAUGCAGAUUCUCUCAAGUCUUAAUAAUCCUGCCACCCUCAGGAUGCUGCUCAACACUCUGGCACAGGGACACAAACAGGGUCUUCUUGGAGCCCCUCCUGCACUGCCGCUGCUGGCCAACCCUGCCCUGUCAGCUGCCCUGCUGCAGCUGCUCCUUCAGAACCAGGCCAAGGCCCAGCAGCAGGCAGGACUCAUCGGGGACAAUCCUCUGGCUGCUCUGCCCGUCCAGCAGGGAGUCCAUCUGCUUGGAGAUAUCCCUCAAGGUGGUGUAGUCCCAGGCCUGGGUCUGCAGUCAGAUGGUGUGCCCUCACUGAAACCAGCGCCGCCUGGCAGAGGCCCGACAAGGGAGCAGGAUUCCCCCACGUCGGCGUGCAGCUUCCCUCAGACACCUUCUCCCACCCUACCAGGCAUUUCCUUACCCCUGAUGGGUGGCAUGAUGGGGGCAGAUGGUCCCGCAGCGCAAGGGGUAACUAUGCUGGGCGAUCUUCCUAAAGAGAGGAACCUUCCACAGAGUACCUUCCUCAAUGUCAACAAUGUUUUUCCUUCAGCAAGUAGCAGACCUCACCCCUACAGGAAAAGACCAACACUAAGUAAUGUGUCCAAUCAGCACAUGCAGCCGAGUUAUAACCUCCGCUUCCAGGAAUCCUACAGCUCACAGUAUCCUCCUCUGCACCAGGACGCCUUGGCAUACUUGUAUGAACAGCGGGAGAACCUUGAUGUCGGCGCCUUGGCAGGAUUUGGUCAGCAGCUUCAGCCAGACUACUGCGAACCAUUUUCUCAAAGCACUUAUCCAAGCAGCGCACCCCUCUCCUCUUACUUCAGCUCAGGACCGGAAGCUUCCAGCAAUGGCCCCCUCCCUUCAACCCACCUCAACAAGGCUGUUGGGAUGCCCCCUGGAAGCCACGGUGCCCACUACCCUCCAGGCCUGGGGAAUGUUAUGAAGACGCCAGCAAGCAGCCAGAAGCGUUUAUUUUCCCGGCUGAUCCCGUCUCCGGAGCCAAGCCCAGAGGGAGGCUAUGUGGGCCAGCACUCCCAGGGACUCGGGGGUCACUAUGCAGACUCCUAUCUAAAGCGUAAGCGUAUAUUCUGAGUAUUGAAAGUUUAGGUGUUUUGUAUUCAGAACAAAGCAGCAUGUCCUGCAAAAGAUGCAAAGCCCCAAUAGUCGUCCUUGGAUUUACCUCUGCGAGUGACCCCUGGGGGGCGCCAGGGAGUGCAUUCUGUUGUCUGGACAGUGGGAACUUUUUAUGGUGUGAAUUUAACUUGUUUUUGUUCUUCUCUGAUCCAUUUGUGUGUUUAUAUUUUUUAUGAUUUUACUGUUUUGUAAAUUAACUUUUUAAUUUUGAGCUUAUGUUUAUUUUGUACAGUGAAAAAAAAAAAUUAGUAGCAAUUGUUUUUUUGUUUUUUUCAUUUUUUAUGAUUCAUGCAUGAAGUGUGAUGUGCUAGCUAAAGGUUGUUUUGGCCAGUUAAUGGUGCUGCUUCUGUCUACACUUUCCAAAGGGACAUGAAAGUAUUAAAAAAAAUCUUUUAUCUCUGGGUCUGCUUUUUUAAAUGGCCUUUAUUGUAAAAAGUUAAACUUUUUUUUUUUUUUUCUUUUUCUAUUCCUACCAUUUUUUUUUUCUCUGCAAAACUUGUUUCAGGAAGCAUUUGUUUUGUUUUUUUCUUCUUUGCUCUACAUGCAGCUUUCCAUCCACCAGUGAUAAGUUGUAUGUGCCCUGUCAUAAAACAGGGCUUUAUGAUUUUUGGGGACGUUUUCUGAGAUUGUUUUUCACAUUGUUCAUCUUGUUGCUCCAACAUGUCUCAACGGUCUGUUUUCAGCACUGGUUGUCCACCUGGGAGGGCACAGGUCUCUGUCCUAACCUGUUCUCACCUGUAAAAGUUUGUUUCUUACUCAUCUCUACACAUAUCUUUAUUUUUUCGGGGGUUAUUACCAUCAGGAAAAAAAAAUUAACGACCACCUUAUUGGUAUAAAUUGGUGGAUGGGGAAGAUGGGCUGAUAAACUCUGGAUGAGCUUUAAUAAAGGAGGCAGCCUGUGUUUUAUUCUGCCCGGAAACAUGCUAAUAGAGGCAAGUCCCAGAUUAGUCUGUAACAUGGCUGUCCCCUUUUUCCUUUAAGUAAUUUAUGGUUGACAGUUUGAUUGUGAAAACCCAUUACCUCUGACUUCUGCUCUAAAAGCAGCCAUACUUGAGCCUUAAUGUUGUUUUACGUUGUAAUCACCCGAUGCUGUUGGCUUCCAUCUACUUUUUCCAUUUAUCUGCUGUGUAAAUAGUUAAAGCUUGAUUUCUUUUUAGAGUCCUGAACGUGCCAUUUUUCCCCCCACACUUAUAUGCAGUCAGGUUUUUUUUAUUUAUUUUUUUUUUUGUUAAUGAAUGGAUUUUCCUGGUUUUUGUUUUGGUUAUUUCCUGUAUGUUUGAAAAACUGACGUUUUACAGAAUGGCUCCACAGUAGACUGUUCAUGUUGUGUAUGGACCAAGAGAUGCAGCUGUUCUGUGUGCUCAUAGGCUAAUUAUAAAUGGUUAAGCGUU
Cyprinodon variegatus (sheepshead minnow) is the source of this 3685-nucleotide messenger RNA. RefSeq names its product ribonucleoprotein, PTB-binding 1 (gene raver1). The coding region runs from base 63 to 2252 and encodes 729 amino acids. NCBI's taxonomy places the organism in Eukaryota, Metazoa, Chordata, Actinopteri, Cyprinodontiformes, Cyprinodontidae. The record is from RefSeq and is a predicted model, not a curated record. The transcript has 14 exons. Gene Ontology annotation, molecular function: RNA binding.